Messenger RNA from Nestor notabilis (Kea), 422 nucleotides. Its product is annotated as nucleus accumbens-associated protein 2-like. The record is from RefSeq and is a predicted model, not a curated record. Gene Ontology annotation, molecular function: RNA polymerase II cis-regulatory region sequence-specific DNA binding; protein binding; DNA-binding transcription factor activity, RNA polymerase II-specific. Gene Ontology annotation, biological process: regulation of transcription by RNA polymerase II. The transcript has a single exon. The annotation marks the transcript as partial. Lineage: Eukaryota; Metazoa; Chordata; Aves; Psittaciformes; Psittacidae.
AUGUCGCAGAUGUUGCACAUAGAGAUUCCCAACUUUGGGAACACUGUUCUGGGCUGCCUGAACGAGCAGCGGCUGCUGGGGCUCUACUGCGAUGUCUCCAUCGUGGUGAAGGGCCAAGCCUUCAAGGCACACCGGGCGGUCCUGGCGUUCAGUGGGAACAGCAAAAACGCCUUUGAGCUGCCGGGAACCGUCCCCCCCGCUUGCUUCCAGCAGAUCCUCUCCUUCUGCUACACCGGGAAGCUGACCAUGGCGGCGAGCGAGCAGCUGGUGGUGAUGUACACAGCGGGCUUCCUGCAGAUCCAGCACAUCGUGGAGAAAGGGACGGACUUGAUGUUCAAGGUCAGCUCUCCCCACUGUGACUCUCAGACCACCAUGAUCGAAGACCCCAGCUCGGAGCCGCAGAGCCCCUGCAACCAGCUCCA